Molecule: messenger RNA, 683 nt
Organism: Prorocentrum cordatum
Lineage: Eukaryota; Dinophyceae; Prorocentrales; Prorocentraceae
Source: the annotation of a GenBank genome assembly
AGCGCUUGGCCCAAAUGAGAUUCAUGUGAGCUGCUGCUGGACCAUGCAGUGGUGCCCAUCGGGCUGGUAGCGAAGUUCUUCGUCUUGGCAGUUUUCAUUUUGUUCUCUUGCUUGGAAGCGGCGCUCAAGGCACCCCGACAUUGACCCGUAGCUCCGACCUUGGCCCGCAGCCCGACCUGUGCGCCCUCGCCUUCCGCCGCGAUGCCGGCCGAGGAGCAGCGCAUCGAUCCCGAGGAUGGCAUGGCGCAGACCCUGGCGCAGCUGCGGCGGAAGUAUGCCGGCAGAUACCACCGGGACGACAUCGACGACUACUGGCACAGCCACUGCGUGCCCCUCGAGGGCAGCCCGGGGGGCGGGAACGACCCGUUCCUCACCCACAACUCGCAGCAGCCCAGGGCAGCCGGGAGCGCGAGGGAGGACCCCUUCCUCGCCCACGCACCAGCGCAGGCCCCUCAGGCAAACCUGAGGGAGGACCCGUUCAUGACUCAUGGGCAGUUCGCUUCGCAGGAAGCGAGGGACAGCUACCGCGAGGACUCCCACAGGGCGCGGACCCUCCGCCCCCCCCCCCCCCACGUGGCACGCUGCCGGCUGGUCGCUGCGACGGCACUGACGUGAAGUCCGAUGCGGAGGUGUUCGCGCCCCUCCCCUGCCCUCCCGGCCCCCUCCCCUCUCCGCGCUUCCCC